Emiliania huxleyi CCMP1516 is the source of this 711-nucleotide messenger RNA. RefSeq lists its product as hypothetical. The coding region runs from base 1 to 711 and encodes 236 amino acids. The transcript has a single exon. Gene Ontology annotation, biological process: calcium ion transport. NCBI's taxonomy places the organism in Eukaryota, Haptophyta, Isochrysidales, Noelaerhabdaceae. The record is from RefSeq and is a predicted model, not a curated record.
AUGGCCACGCUGCACGUCGGCGACCGCAUCUACCUCAGCGAGGGCGAGGGCGAAGGCGCGCUGCUCGGCGUCGCCGGCCCGGGGAGUGAGCAGAUGGGCGCUUGCGAGGGCGCCGCGCCCUCUGCGCGCUUUGCGAGCGAAUGCGUCUUUGAGGUGCGCCAGCAGCACAACUACGCUGCUGCCAAGCAGAUCCGGGCGCUGGUCGAGUCGGUCGGCCGGUCGGCGCUCGAGCUGGCCGCCGACCCUGCGCACAGACGCCUCUUCGAAGACCGAGAGAGGGAGCGCGAGGCGAAUGCCGCCGCCUUCGAGCGGACUGCCGGCCGCGAGGUGAGGUACGGGCAGGUCAUCCAGCUGCGCAAUGCGUACAGCGGCGCGCUGCUGGCCGUCACGCGGCGCUCGGCACACGUCUCCAAGGAUGCGCGCCGCGUGACGCUCGAGGCGGAGCCGGGCGAGGCCGCGUGGCUUCGCAUCACGCCACGGCUCCGCAUCCACGCAGAGGGGCAGCGCGUGCAGCUCGGCGACCCGCUCCUUCUGGAGCACGUCUCCACGGGCCUCAGGCUGCGAGUCGAGCGGCUGGGAAGGCUUCCCGAUGGCCGGCGCGAGCUCUGCGCCGCGGGCGACCCCACGUCGCUCAAGAUCGAGCGGUAUCGCCAGCAUGUGCCGGCGGUGGCCGUGCAUGUGUGUAUAUUGCGGGUGCAUGAUCCACGGUAA